Molecule: messenger RNA, 1296 nt
Organism: Euleptes europaea (tarantolino)
Lineage: Eukaryota; Metazoa; Chordata; Lepidosauria; Squamata; Sphaerodactylidae
Product: deleted in malignant brain tumors 1 protein-like
Exons: 5
Coding region: 1-1296 (431 amino acids)
Cellular component (GO): membrane
Source: RefSeq, a predicted model, not a curated record
AUGGCCCUAUCGGACGCAUCUGAAAUCAGAUUGGUGAACGGUUGGAGUCGCUGCAGCGGGAGAGUGGAAGUGCUCCACAAUGGAGUGUGGGGCACUGUUUGCGAUGACAAUUGGGGUGUGGAGGAUGCAACAGUUGUGUGUAGGCAACUGGGGUGUCUACAUGCAAUAUCAGCCCCACCUGCUGCAUAUUUUGGAAGCGGAACUGGCCAAAUCUGGCUCGAUGAGGUCAGAUGCAAAGGUGCAGAAUCAUCUCUCAGUGAGUGCUUAGCAAAUCCUUGGGGAGAGGAGAACUGCCAUCAUGGAGAAGAUGCUGGUGUCAUAUGCUCAGAGCUAAGGCUGGUUGGUGGUUCAACUCCGUGUGCUGGCCGGGUCGAAGUGCUCCGUAACCAGGAAUGGGCCACAGUGUGUGAAAAUGGCUGGGACGUCAACGAAGCCCGUGUUGUGUGCCGAGAAGUGGGCUGUGGAGAUGCUUUAGCAGCACCAGGUGGAGCGAAGUUUGGACAAGGUUCUGGACCCAUUUGGAUGGAUGGAGUCAACUGCACAGGAGAUGAAGUCAGUCUAAUCAAAUGCCCAGCAAACCUAUUGGCAGAACACAGCUGUGACCACAGCAAGGAUGCUAGUGUCGAGUGUGCAGAACUACCCGAGAUCAGAUUAGUGAAUGGCCUCAGUCCUUGUUCUGGGAGAGUCGAGAUACUCCAUGACAGACUUUGGGGGACUGUAUGCGGUGAUGACUGGGACCAUGAAGACGCCCAAGUUGUGUGUCGUUACCUUGGGUGUGGAGAUGCUUUAUCAGCCCCACAAGGUGCCAAAUUUGGAACAGGAUCGGGACCUAUCUGGCUAGAUGAUGUUAACUGCAAAGGGACCGAGAGCGCCGUCAGCCAGUGCCAGGUCAAUUACCAGGUGAAGAAUAACUGCUCCCAUAGUAAAGAUGCUGGUGUUGUGUGCAGAGGUACCUCUUCAGACAUCCGUCUAAUGAAUGGCUCAGAUCGCUGCUCUGGGAGAGUUGAAGUGUAUCGGAAUGAGCAGUGGGGGACCAUUUGUGAUGAUGGAUGGGAUCUACAAGAUGCCCAAGUGGUGUGCCAAGAAAUGAACUGUGGAAAUGCCUUAUCAGCAUUAGGUGGUGUGCACUAUGGCCAAGGAUCUGGUGCCAUCUGGACGGACAGACUUAACUGCAUGGGAAAUGAAAUGGCCCUCAAAGAAUGCCCAAGAAGUUCUUUGGGGGAGCAUAGCUGUGACCACAGAAGGAUUGCAAGUGUGGAAUGCUCAAGUAAUUUUAUAUUAAAUCAUGUAAUUUAA